AUGUAUCUUUAUCUUUUCCUACUGACAACGUCUAUAACGCUCGGUCACGCUGAAGAUAAAUUCACGAAUAAUGGUAUUAGCCCACAUAUAGUGGGAGGCAGUGAUGCGGAAGCAGGCGAGUUUCCAUAUUUAGUAUCACUCAGAAUCAGACAAAAAGGGGAAAUACUGGACGGUCAUGUGUGUGGUGGAAGCAUUCUCACCUACAGAUGGGUAGUCAGCGCUGCACACUGCACAAUCAAUGUCAAACCCGUGGAUAUUAGAAUAGUGGCUGGAUCAAUCAAACUAUCGGAGGGCGGAUCAAUCUAUUAUGUAGACAGAAUUGUGAAUGGAAACUUUGAAAAUAUAACUAAAUCUGAUGACAUUUCUCUUAUCAAAACAAAAACAGAUAUUGUGUUUAAUAAAUAUGUGAGAAGUAUCCUAUUGUCUUUGGGACCUGUACCCGUCGGAGAAGACGCAAUGAUAGCGGGCUGGGGAUUUACUGAUAAAUAUCGGACACGGAGAACCGAUGUUUUGCAAAAACUUAUGGUUCAUAUUCGUCCAUACGAUGUGUGUUUAAAGUAUUUACCUAAUUACUUUAAGGAUACACAUACAAAGAUAUGCAUUCAAAGAGAAUACGGGAAGGGAGUUUGUCACGGCGAGUCCGGUAGUCCUUUAAUAUAUCAGGGACUGCUGUAUGGUAUUGCCUCAUUUAAUAUAGACAUUCAUUGCGGUGUUGGUGUGCCGACUGUCUACACAGAAGUACGUCCAUACAUGCCAUGGAUAUUUAAUAUUAUUUACACAUAA
Pieris macdunnoughi is the source of this 783-nucleotide messenger RNA. NCBI's taxonomy places the organism in Eukaryota, Metazoa, Arthropoda, Insecta, Lepidoptera, Pieridae. The record is from the annotation of a GenBank genome assembly.